AUGUCAGCUUGGUUCGACGACAGCUCGGAACAGGCCAAGGCCCACGAGUCCGUUACAAAGAAAGACGCGCUCUUAUCGGACGAGGAUGUUGCCAACGCUGGUGCAUAUGAGGCCGACAAGAAAUGGCACGAGCAGGUGGGCGAGAGUGGUAAACCAGCAAACCAUAUCGAGGCGAUGGAAAUCUUGAAGGGAUUCAGCCAUCCCUUCAUUGAUCAGGAGAGCCACUUGGUGCCCUCAAUCGACGCGGAUAAUGCGAAGAAGAUUUGCGAGCGGAUAUUGGAGCAGGCUGUUGCGCAGGAGUAUUAG
Fusarium coffeatum is the source of this 306-nucleotide messenger RNA. RefSeq lists its product as uncharacterized. The coding region runs from base 1 to 306 and encodes 101 amino acids. The transcript is spliced from 3 exons. NCBI's taxonomy places the organism in Eukaryota, Fungi, Ascomycota, Sordariomycetes, Hypocreales, Nectriaceae. The record is from RefSeq and is a predicted model, not a curated record.